This is a messenger RNA of Cylas formicarius (sweet potato weevil), 1814 nucleotides long. Its product is annotated as protein SERAC1. The record is from RefSeq and is a predicted model, not a curated record. The coding region runs from base 232 to 1629 and encodes 465 amino acids. The transcript has 8 exons. NCBI's taxonomy places the organism in Eukaryota, Metazoa, Arthropoda, Insecta, Coleoptera, Brentidae.
UCGCUGCAGUGUUUAGUUGAGUCGUUUCGUGUUUGGGUCGCGUACGACAAAGUUUUCCGCGAAGUGUCGCACAAAUCGAUUGUGGCGCGGAAAAUCGUUUUUUUUUUUUGAAUGACACGAGGUGGAAAAAAUACGUCGUCAUAAACACAAUAAUAGCGAGGGCGACACAAACCUUACCUAGAUACAUUAUUGAAGGUCAUUGCAAUCUAUACAUAUCCGUAGCUGUUCAGAAUGAACGGAAUCGAAAAUACGAUGAGCGAUCAAUGCGUAAUUUCCUCAGAGUUCAAUUUGGAAUUUGAUCAAAAGAAAUCUUACAUUAUUGUUCCAGUCACGAAACUCUGGGUGGCGGUUGAUGCUGUGACACGGGUAUUUCUACCGACAGUAUUCCGGUUCUGCUACACGUGCGUAAAGAACCAACAGAAUGUAGUUUACAGCGUGCGCUACGAAGUAUUCCCUGCCAUAACGACAUUCUUGUUCAACAGCGUAAGCCGGUCUUUCACUUCGGUGCAAAAUAUAGCGUCUUCUAUGCCGGUGAAAAUUGCCAAAGAACCGAAACUGAUGGUCGAAGCGACUGAGCCCGAUACGUCCUACGAGGGAACGCCGGAAAAAUGUGUCACCUGCCAAGUUUUGACCGAACCGGAAGGCAAUGUCCGCGCUGACGUUGUUUUUGUCCAUGGAUUACAUGGCGGCCUUGAUCGGACUUGGAAGCAGGGCACCUGGAGAAGUGAUGACAAAAACAAUAGUUUCUCUACCCGUGAACAGUCAUCAACCAUUCAUGAACUCGAUUCUCGAGUGAAUACGCAAUCAUCAACACUCAAGAGGACAUUAAAUCAUAUUUAUUCCAAAAUUCCUCGAAAAAUUUCGAAAAAAGAAGAUCAUACGCAGUUUACUUCAGAUAUCGUCGAGUCAGCAAAACAAUAUUGUGAAGAAUACACUAAUUGUUGGCCUCAAGAUUGGUUACCGUUGGAUUGCCCCGACACACGCGUGAUAGCCCUCAACUACACGACAGAUGUGUUGUGGUGUCCUAUAUGGCAGAAACAGAAAAAUCGGACAAAUUUAGUUGAACGAAGCAAGGAAAUGAUAGAAGAACUAUUGAAACAUGGUGUGGGGAACAGACCUAUCAUAUGGGUGGGACACUCAAAAGGUGGAUUGUUUAUAAAACAAAUGUUGCUUAAUGCGUAUGAUUUACAUCACCAAAAUGACGUUACCGGGAAGUUGUACCAUCAGACGAAAGGAAUUAUGUUCUACAGCGUGCCGCAUAAAGGCUCUUCUGUAGCUGAUUUGCAAUUUCCGCUCUUUCGUCGCAGCAUAGAACUAUUAGAGAUCCAAAGAAAUUGUGAUUAUGUGUUAAAUUUGCACCAGAAAUUUCUCGAAAUAUUUAGUGAUGAGAAUGAGAACAAACCUGAAAUAUUUAGUUUUAUAGAUACCGUUUACACAAGGAUGGGAUUCAUGAACAUUGAAAUGAUUGCCUAUGAGUCCGCAGAUCCGGAAAUAGGACAUAAACGUGCUGUACCAUUGAAUCACAGGGACAUAUGCAAACCUUCCGGAAGGGAUUGUUUGUUAUAUUUGGAGUUAGUUCAGUUGAUACAAAGAUCCGUAUCGAAGGAAUUACAACUUAGAAAUAGCUAAAGUUAUAUCUUGGUCACCAAAUAAAUAAGUUAAAUUACUUGCAACAGUAUUAAGAAUUUUUAUGUUCCUGACAGAAUAUAGCUUUUCGGUAAAUGAUUUCAUUGAAUUGAUAAAUCCUUGAAUGUAUAUACAUUGUGAUAAUAGAUUUAUAAACGUUGUGAACAUGAAUUAUAAUAUAUUAUAAA